UGUUUACAUUGAGUGAAUUUCGUUAACUCAAUUGUGUUUUGUUUUCUUUUGUUUCUCUAAUCAAUUAAAUUGAUUCUUUUUCUUGGUAAUUACCUUAUUUUCUAUUCAAUAUUGACCUUGAAAGGUCAAUUUAUCACCGCUCCUUCUCAGUUGAUCUUGAAGAGCGACCUCAACAUCCUCAUCGUUUCACUGAGAAAGGUAUGAUCACGGUAAACAUUGCAGUUGACAAUCAAUUAUCACCAUCAUCAGCAUCAUGUUCAUCAUGUUCUGGUGUUAAAUCAUCGUACCAUUGUGUUCAAGAUAAUUUGCGAUUUCGAAAAUUGUGUCCCAAUGAUUUGGAGACACUUAAACAUCUUUGUGAAGAUUGGUUUCCAAUUACCUAUCCAGUUGAAUGGUAUAAUGCUGUAAUUAAUGGUGAAUACUUUUAUCCCUGGGCUGCAACAAUUAAUGGUAAAAUUGUCGGUGUUAUUGUAGCAGAUAUUUGGUGCCGUUCAGAUUGUGACCAUUGUGACCGUGACAUCCUACCUGGAGCAAAAUUUCCAGAUGAUUCAAAAGUAGCUUACAUUUUAACCUUUGGUGUGGUUAAAGAGUAUCGUAGAUAUGGGAUUGGCUCUCGACUAUUAGACAAACUAAUCAACGAACUAACAACGAAUAUUGAUCUUAACGAUACAGCCAAAACUGUCAAAGCGGUUUAUCUUCAUGUUCUAUGUGAUAAUAAGACGGCCAUCACUUUCUAUAAAAGUAAAUCAUUUCGUAUUCAUCGUUACCUCCCUUGGUACUAUUGUAACUCAGCGGGUAAUGGAGAUGCUUAUUCUUAUGUGAGGUACAUCAAUGGUGCGACAACAUCUUGGAUCUACUCUUAUCCGUUUGCCCGAUGUCCAAUUGUCGGUAUUUAUCAAGCACUUGGUAAAUUACCUCAUCUCUUAUGGCGAGUCUUUCGAGUUCUCAAAAUCUAUCGGAUUUUUAUCUUUCGUGUCUCCGAAAAGAUGAACGAUAAACCUAAAGAAAUCACUGCUUAAUUGUUAUACAAUUUUUUCGUUAUUAUCUUUUGUUUCUCCCUCUCUAUAAGCUUCCAAUUAAUCUAUUAUUAUUCUAUUAACCAUUGAUUAACCUAAUCCACAUUCCUUAUGUGUGUCUAGUUAGAAUUUAAAACUGGAUUGGAUCAAUUUCAAUUUCCGUUUCCAAUGGGGAUAAACCAGGAAGCUCUCGUUACUUUGGCUCAUCAUCAUUCACCUUAAUCGGCUUGAAAACGAGGUUAAGAUUAUUCAUUGCUCAUAUUCUUGUUUACCAUUGAAAAUAACAUGCUCAUCAUUCAUCAUCCUCAUUCUCACAAUAUUCCGAUAAUUGUACCAAUAAUCAGUGUAAUCGAAAAAUUUUUCCAAUGGAACCAGAUAAAACAUAAAGUGCCUUCCAACCAAUGGACUGAAUCAAUUUCAUAUUCAAUCGGCACCCAAACAAUUAUAUUAAUAGUUCACCUGUAAUAUCAAUAGUCGAUUCACUUUUCCGUUAAUUAUUAAUCAAUCGAUCUUUGUGUUUACCAUCGAGACAAUUGUGACCUGAAUUUUGCUUUCUCGUUACAUUUUAAUGUAUUAUUAUUAUUCAUUUGAAUCUUCAAAGUUAACUUAAUUGCUUUCGUAAUUUAAAAUAAUCGAGAGUAAAAACUUUUAGAUUGUAAAUUAGUUUGUUUUUUUACCCAAAUCAGUUAACCGAUUUGAUUGCAAUCAACUCAUUUAAAAGAGGAAAUGAUUCAUGUUUCUAAUUAAAUAAAUUUAAAUUAACAUCAA
Molecule: messenger RNA, 1784 nt
Organism: Panonychus citri (citrus red mite)
Lineage: Eukaryota; Metazoa; Arthropoda; Arachnida; Trombidiformes; Tetranychidae
Gene: Naa60
Product: N-alpha-acetyltransferase 60-like
Exons: 2
Coding region: 201-1019 (272 amino acids)
Biological process (GO): N-terminal peptidyl-methionine acetylation
Cellular component (GO): Golgi membrane
Molecular function (GO): protein-N-terminal amino-acid acetyltransferase activity; histone acetyltransferase activity
Source: RefSeq, a predicted model, not a curated record